AAUCAUGAUCUAUGCAAAGCACACAGUUCAGGUCAUAAGGUAGCGAGUGUUGUGGUGUGGAAUGAUGCUUCAAUUGCUAACCUUUUGCAUUGAAAGCCUCAGUUGGAGUAACAGCGAUUGGGACUGUGUUGUGCUCACUAGGUGUCGAGAGCAGAGGAAGUUUCUCUGCCACGCAGGGAUCCAGGCGGGACUCUCACUUCACAUCUCAUUCCCCAAAUGGAUCUCCUCAAACAGAUGGGUUUAGCAAAUCAGUUUCCAUUGGCACCGCCGCCAACACUCAACCGACCGAGAGCACACAAUGAUAGGAAUGGGAGCACAUUGCCUGAUCCCGGUGGUCCUGAGGAUGGAGCUACGUACGAGGCCCCCCCGAUUCAGCGCGCAAUGCGACAUGUGGUCCCUCCCAUAUCGGUCUGUGAGAACGUGUACAUAGAACGACCGGUGCCAUCCAUUGGCUUACCUAAGGCUUUGCCUAAACCAUCUGUAGACAGAAUGAGGAAACCUUUGUGGAAUAAAAUGGUCUCGAAUGCUGGGUUACAAGACAAUUCUGAAGUUAAUGAAGUAUAUAUUGAUCCUACAGAUGACAAGACUGUCAGAGGUUCUCAGAUGAACACGGCUUUGUUUCCCAUCCCUCACCCACCUCGUGCCAGGCCCCCUCAGCCUCCAGCACAGAGCCUGAAGCCUGAAGACAAUGAGGAGUAUCUGAACCCAGAAGAAUUGGGAGGAAUGAACCCAUUCCACAAGUCAAUAUCUUCAAAUGGCAAGACUUUCCCAAUGCCAGUGGUAAAACCUCCUAUUCCCAAUCGAAAGUCAGACAGCGUCUCUGACUUACUGACUAAACCCUGGUACUCCAGCAAGUCUGACCGCAGAGCAGCAGAAGUGGCAUUACGUGAAAAUGGCAAGGACGGGGCCUUCCUGGUGAGGCCGAGUUCAGGAAAUAACAGGAAGCACCCCUACACCCUGGUGAUCUUCUACAGAAGAAAAGUCUACAACAUUCCCAUCCGUUUUAUUGAUCGCGGCCACCAGUAUGGGCUGGGCACAGAGAAGGCAGGAGAAAAGCUCUUUGACAGCAUUCCCACUAUCAUUCGUUACUAUCAACAGAAUUCACUGAUCCUCAUUGAUGCACAAAAAAACUCCAAAGAAAUGACCUUCCUGAGUUACCCCGUGCGUUUGUAAACACAUCCCAGAGAGAGUCCGAACUGCCAUUCAAUGAAACUCAAUCUACUUUAAUAAUAAUAAUCCUUGCAUUUGAUAUCGCGCUUUUCACGUCUUCUAGAUGUCUCAAAGCGCUUCACAGGAGUGACUGUAAAGGUAAUUGACUCUUUGGGAGCAAAGAAGCAACUGUGGACCUUCAGUGAGAUAUCUACCAUAAUAACCAUAAUAAUCAGUGCAACAUUGUCACAGCUCAUGUCAUAUCACCGCACUCGGGACGUAGGAUUGGUAUAAAGUGGGAUAAAUUUAUGCUAAGAAUAAGUGUUCUCUGAUCGUAAACUCCAGGAAGGCUGAUGUACCCCUGGCAGCUUUUACCUCUCUGAUUUUCUCCCCUCUCCCACUGAAAGCGCUGACCCCUCUGGUGACUCAACCAUAAGAAUGUGCUGGACGAAAGCAGGCCGAGGUCCACCGAGUUCGUCUUCCACCAUUCUGGCAGUCGCUCGACAUGUCGUGUCCCCAACUAUGCACUGUAUCCCCCACAUAUUAUUUUCUAGCAGAAAUCCAUCUUUUUUAAUAAUUUAAUUAUUUUAAUAAACAAAUAG
Callorhinchus milii (elephant shark) is the source of this 1751-nucleotide messenger RNA. RefSeq names its product SH2 domain-containing protein 6. Gene Ontology annotation, biological process: cell surface receptor protein tyrosine kinase signaling pathway; intracellular signal transduction. Bases 217 to 1173 code for a protein of 318 amino acids. NCBI's taxonomy places the organism in Eukaryota, Metazoa, Chordata, Chondrichthyes, Chimaeriformes, Callorhinchidae. The transcript has 14 exons. The record is from RefSeq and is a predicted model, not a curated record.